This is a messenger RNA of Guyanagaster necrorhizus, 1010 nucleotides long. RefSeq lists its product as uncharacterized. Bases 261 to 950 code for a protein of 229 amino acids. NCBI's taxonomy places the organism in Eukaryota, Fungi, Basidiomycota, Agaricomycetes, Agaricales, Physalacriaceae. The transcript has 4 exons. The record is from RefSeq and is a predicted model, not a curated record.
UUACGAAGGUUUCCAUGUGCUUACAUGAAUUAAACCGUGUUGGGGAGUAUGCCUCGACGGGCUUGAUCAACGCGUAUAUUCUCUGUCUCUUUAACUUUCGAAUUUCGAGCGGCUUACCAUUGCGCCUGCUCCUUCAAGUCGACAGUAGCCCCGACUGUUAACUACAGAGAGCAGAAAGUUCUGUGGACACCAAGCCGGAAAUCUUGACUUAUAGCGGAAAGACCAUCUGGGACACCAAGCCAUGUGUUGCCGCACAGGGUAUGCACUUGCACUUUAUCUAUCACCCCGCACUGCUGUACUCGUUCUAUUCGGAUUCACUGCCUCCGUAUUUAUUCCUUAAACUACGUUCAAUAUGGUAUAAAACACCUUCAAAAUCGACGGUAAAUAUCAGCGUUCAAUCUCUCUCUCUCUCUCUAACAAUGUUCUUCUUGCGACUCACCAUCUUCGCUUCGACUCUCGUCUCGCUCGUCACCGCGACCCCUGCCCCUCGGGCUGAAGCCAGUAGCAUUGAGGGGGUCCUCCAAGGCCUGAAAAGCACCACUGAUGCUAUCCUCCCUCAAAUCAAUGCUCUCGUGGCGAACAAGACUGCCACGGAAGCGUCGGUCUCUCCUCUUCUCAACCAGGUCGUCUCGGCCGUCAAUGCCGCCACUUUGUCUGUUACUUCCCUCCAAGUCGGCGGUGUCGUGGUCAAGAGGGACAGUAAUGGCGACGUCGCCGCGCUCGCUGCUAGUAUCAUGACGGAUAUCAAUACCACCACACAAGGUCUCACGACCUCAGGAUUAGGCCUGGGCAGUCUUGUAACGGUUAUUGGCGUGGCGUUGAGCCAGCUGCUCGUUACUCUGGAGGUUAUCGUUCCUGGGUUACUUGCACUCGUUGUGGCAUUGCUCGAUGGGGUUGUGGGGACGCUUGUUUCUCUGCUUUCGGGGCUGUUGGGGGUUAUUCUAGGAUAGGAUUUUCCAUUGUUGUUCUGCAAACACUCUCUAGUGUUUUUUGUUUUUCAGUCGCUACUU